UGUGUAACUUCAUGUGUCACGAGAAAUGCCUGAAGACGCUGCGUUCACCGUGCUCCUGCAUGACUCCGUCUCUGGUGCGGGUCCCCGUCGCUCACUGCUUCGGUCCGGCGGGUCAGAAGAAACGUUUCUGCUGCGUCUGCAGGAAACAGACGGAGGGAAACACGGCGCUGCGAUGUGAAGUGUGUGAGCUGCAUGUUCACGCUGACUGUGCCGCCUUCAGCUGCGCAGACUGUCGCAGUUUUCACCUGGACGGGACUCUGCAGCAG
Plectropomus leopardus (leopard coralgrouper) is the source of this 266-nucleotide messenger RNA. NCBI's taxonomy places the organism in Eukaryota, Metazoa, Chordata, Actinopteri, Perciformes, Serranidae. The record is from RefSeq and is a predicted model, not a curated record.